AUGCUUUGUGUAUCCUUGUGGUCUUUGGAGCCUUCAGGUCACAGCCAUUUACUCCGUGGUAUCAUGCAGGAGCUGUUGGGUCAUUACUUCUUUUAAUGAAAAUCACAUGGCUUACAGUGCUGGAGUUACUUGCCAGAUAUCAAUUGGCUUUAUUGUUUACCUUUGUGGAUGAUUCCAACUUUAUUAUUGAUUGGGAGCUUGAAUUUUACUCUUUGAAAAGUCUUCUUUAGUUUUUAAUUGUCUACAACUAAUCUAUAAAUACCUCCUUUUCAGUUCCUCUUCCUUCAAUCUUUUGCAUAUUACUUUUUGGUACUCUCCAAAAGUAGAUAAAGUGUAAUACACUAAAUAGUAAAUACCUCCUUGCCUAUAAUUUGUGUUGCAAAAUAAGAUAUUCUUAUUGCUUGCUAUAAUAUUGUGGAUUUAUUUCUCAUUUGAUCAAUUUCAGUGGCAGGAUUUGAGAUUUUUAGAAAGUUUGUUCUCUGAAUUGUCUGCUUUUCUCACUCAAAUUCAGUUCUCUUUCUACAGCUUAGAAUGCCAUCGGCAAAUCCAGAUUUAACUGAAGAAGGGAGUGAGUCAUUUGCUGAGGUUGAUCCAACAGGUAGGUUUGGUCGGUAUGUGGAGUUGCUUGGCCAUGGUUCUGUGAAGAACGUGUACAAGGCGUUUGAUUUGGAAGAAGGCAGAGAUGUUGCGUGGAACCAAAUUAAGUUGGGAAAAUUUAGUGACAGGCCAUGCAUAAUACAGAAAAUCCACUCUGAGAUUGAGUUGCUGAACACCUUAAAGCAUGAGAACAUCAUAGUUCUCUAUCAUUUCUGGAAAGACGACGAAAGGAACUCCUUGAAUUUUAUAACUGAAGCGUGUGCCUCAGGUAAUCUAAGGGAUUACAGGAACAAGCAUCGCCGUGUUUCAAUCAAGGCCUUGAAGAAGUGGUCAAGACAGAUACUGCAGGGUUUAGAUUAUCUCCAUACUCAUGAUCCCUGUAUCAUCCACCGAGACCUCAAGUGCAGUAACAUUUUCAUUAACGGGAACAUUGGAAAGGUAAAGAUUGGGGAUCUGGGCAUGGCCGCAGUCGUGGGGAAGAGCCAUGCGGCACACUCAUUGCUAGGGACGCCAGAAUUCAUGGCACCUGAGCUUUACGAAGAGAACUACAACGAAUUAGUGGAUAUAUAUUCGUUUGGGAUGUGCCUGCUGGAAAUGGUCACUCUGGAAGUACCAUACAGCGAGUGUGACAGCAUCGCAAAAAUAUACAAGAAGGUAACGAGUGGGGUGAAGCCCCGAGCUCUUACUAAGGUGACAGAUCCACAACUGAAGGGCUUCAUCGAGAAGUGCAUUGGACAGCCAAGAAAGAGGCCUUCAGCAUCAGACCUGCUGAAAGACCCAUUCUUUCAUGAUAUCCUAAACUAUGAUGAGAAUGAUCUUUGUGUGUGAUGCCUCUUCUCUUAGUUAUUAUAAACAUAUUAAGUGGACAUUAUUUGUAACGGACGUAACAGAUGCUUUGAUUGCUCAUUAUAUAUAUUUACACCUUGUAUUAGAUAUAGAUAAAAUAUAGAUAUAUAUACCUUGUA
Ipomoea nil (Japanese morning glory) is the source of this 1562-nucleotide messenger RNA. Its product is annotated as probable serine/threonine-protein kinase WNK11. Gene Ontology annotation, cellular component: cytoplasm. Bases 532 to 1425 code for a protein of 297 amino acids. Gene Ontology annotation, biological process: protein phosphorylation; intracellular signal transduction. The transcript has 3 exons. Gene Ontology annotation, molecular function: protein serine/threonine kinase activity; ATP binding. NCBI's taxonomy places the organism in Eukaryota, Viridiplantae, Streptophyta, Magnoliopsida, Solanales, Convolvulaceae. The record is from RefSeq and is a predicted model, not a curated record.